CUUGCGACCCAAGGGAAACUGGUCGACCAUUCUUUGUGCUUUGCGACUUGACAGCGUCGUAAAACUCUUUCUAUUUCGCAGCAAGGGGGUUUUUGUUGUGCGCGGGCGACUAUGGCAAAGAAGAAGAGCAAGCAAACUACGGUUGAAGAUGUCGGCGAUGGCGUGUCUAGUGAGAGCGCAUCGCAGUCCUCUUCCAAUGGCUCAUCCAAGAACUCAGUCUCCAGGCGAUCGGCAAACGCAGCGGCUGAUACUGCUCCUGCGCUCAUAAUAUGUCGCAACAAGCAUUGGCGCUUCAUCUCUUCGUUCCACGGCCCGUGGCUCCAGAUGCCUAUUGAGAUCCUCGAAACCAUUGCGAACAUCAACUACAACACCCCGGCACCCCGUCCGAUCGACCCCGCCGUCUUCUUCGACCUCCUCAAGAUUCGCCGAUUAGUAGACGAGGCGACUAACCUGGCUGUCCGCGCUGCUAGCGACAUCGCGACACCAACCUUGACGAACGUACAUGGCGGACUUAACGGACACAUGUCGUCGUUAGGUUUUGGCGUCGGGAAUGGUCACGGGACAAAACUGAGCAAAGAGCGGAAAUUUCGAAUGAGAGAGCAGGCGAGCCAGAAGCUAGCCCGCGCAUAUCGUUUGGAUGAAAUCGCUUGCAGUGUCGCUACUAUGCAAGGUGCUUCAACUCUUGAGGAGAUCGGUUCCCUAGUGUUACAGCGCAGCAGAGAUGAUCCCGAUGCGAGAUACGUUCACUUCUUCCACGAGAAGAUACCCUCGCGACAGCUGGCCGAGUGUACCAGCCUAGCGCCCUUGGAUAACAUUAUAUCGGUGCACCCGACCGAAGCUGAGGUGCUGCGGACCAGAGCGACUGUCAGAAUAUUUAAGGACGACUACAUAGGGGCCGCUUCGGACUUGAGUCUCGCUCUGCAAGUGCACCGCUAUCAUCAGCCACCUCAUGCGGCACUAGCUUCCCAGGAACCUAGCAGCUUGGAAACACAGCUGUUAUUUCAAAGAGCAGGAGCGUACUUGACUAUUGCCUGCCAACACGUAGCCGCUGGUCUUCCGGAUACUCCUGCGAACGGAGACACUGGUCGGGCCAAUGGCGCGAACGGAGCUACCACCUUAGACAAGAUCGAUGGGCAGAGCCCGGAAUUGAUGACGGCGGACAAGGAGGCAGCGCACAUACGGUUGGAGAAACGGAAAGUGGUGAAGACGUACGCCAAAAAGGCCCUUCGGGACUACAUGGCCUAUCUGUCAAACUUCCACUAUACGCCAGAUCAACCGCUCAAGAUCGCCCGAGAUUUUACUGAAAAAGUGAACCUUGCGGCGCAAGGCUAUCGGAAUCCUCGUGUUCCGGACUCGGGAAGCAUACCUCCCUAUAAGGCGUUCGCCUUGUCUGAACUCUUUGCCGCUGUUCCACCUGCAGACAUUCCGCCAUACCCUUCUCAGGAGUUGGUCCGCUCGUCAGGACCUGUACAGCCGAACAACUACGAAACUAUCACCUACCAUCCCCUACUCACAGAGGCCCUUCAUUCUUUACUACUCUGCCACUGCUUGGUACAGACUUCUACAAAAGAGCUUCUACGCCACGCACACAUGGUUGCCCGUCUCGCUCGGCUCGCGGACGGUUACCCGCUGUUCCAAGCGAGUAGGUCUCCAGCGAGGGCAGACUGGAUUGAGGUGCUGCGCCGGGCGGAAAACUGGAUCCAAAUGAGUGCUUCCUGGGAACAUUUGUGUGCCCCAGCACCGCUCCCGAUUCUUGAUGGAUCGCUUGGCGUGCAGCAGGACACAUCCCAUUCGUCUCAUAACGCCGCCGCCCUUGCAGCCGCUGCGAUUACAAGGGAUGCCAGCACGUUACCAGACAUUGGCGAGACUGAGGAACAGCGAAAGGAGAGAAUUAGGCAGCAGGCUAUUAUGGACGCGCUUGAUGAUGAUCGAGUUGUCGACGAGGUUACACUUCGUGCGGCCAUCACUGCUCGUCAGAAACGCUCUGAGGAGGAUCACGAGUAUUUUAUGAGUUUGAAGAAUAGCUCGAACGGGAAGUCUGAGACUGCAGAAACUUCCCCUGCGCUGCGCCGAUGGAGCGUUGACGAUGGAAGGGAGUACCCCAUACUCACUGAGCGCGCAGCCGCCAUCGCCAAGUGGAUUCUCGAGGCGCCGCCCGUAAGCCUCGGGACUGCGAAGCGCAAGAAGAAGACCACCUCAAAGAAGGGCAAGGAGGUUGCCAACGAAGAAGCUGGUGUCAAUGGCUUGGCCAACCUAGCGAUCAACGAGACCAGUCGGACGGUUGAUGCUGCCGCUUAAGAUCGGGCUUCUUGCAUGAUGGACAACUUGGAUCUCAUUGGUUGAAGCGACCUAGUAUAGAUUCAGCGUAUCCAAUACACACAGCGAGUUGUCCACAGUGACAAUGAGGGUCAAAGUUCCAUCAACUACCAUGGCUCCUUCACAUCAAAUGACCAACCGUGUCCAUUUGUGGCUCUCUUUAGUCUUUUCUACACAAUCCUCCUAGGCUGUACAUCUAUCCAUUCGAAGUAGCGAGGACCAAGACUACGAGAAAUGCCCACCGUGACUUAAAGAGGCGAUCUCCGGCAAGUACAGCCGUCAGAAGCUCAGUAGUAGACGAGGAUACCAUUUUCUCGUCCUCGCACUGA
This is a messenger RNA of Colletotrichum godetiae, 2645 nucleotides long. RefSeq lists its product as uncharacterized. The transcript has 3 exons. Lineage: Eukaryota; Fungi; Ascomycota; Sordariomycetes; Glomerellales; Glomerellaceae. Bases 112 to 2298 code for a protein of 728 amino acids. The record is from RefSeq and is a predicted model, not a curated record.